ACGCCGACGCUAAAGGCGGACUGAGUUCACGUGCCUCUGCGGAUCCGCUUCCUAGAUCAACCAUGGCCCAGCCUGGGACCCUGAACCUCAAUAACGAGGUUGUGAAGAUGAGAAAAGAAGUGAAGAGAAUCCGAGUUUUGGUUAUCCGAAAACUUGUCAGAAGUGUUAGCAGACUGAAGUCAAAAAAGGGUACUGAAGAUGCGCUGUUAAAAAACCAAAGGCGGGCACAACGAUUGCUUGAAGAAAUUCAUGCCAUGAAGGAAUUGAAACCUGACAUAGUAACUAAAUCUGCUCUUGGUGAUGAUAUCAAUUUUGAAAAAAUCUGCAAAAAGCCUGAAUCUACUGCGACUGAAAGAGCAAUUGCCAGAUUAGCAAUGCACCCUCUUCUGAAGAAAAAAAUAGAUAUGCUUAAAGCUGCCGUCAAAGCCUUCAAAGAUGCAAGACAGAAUGAUGCUGAAGUUAAGUCAUCAACGAAUGCUUCAGAAGAAAAUCAUUCCAAGGACACUUCAUGUUCAAAUGAUAAUGCCAUUAAGUUGCAGCAUGAAGGUGCUAUUAUCAGUGAGCAAAAAGACAAGGAAGCCAAAAUAUUAGCAAAGAAACCAAUAAAUAGUUCAAAAGAAAAAGUAGCCAAGAUGGAACAUGGACUCAAAACAGUGGAUAUUCCAAAUUCUCCAUCACAGCCUUCUGAAAAGGAUCCUGUAGUUCCCUCUCGACCGCAGAAGACUCCUGCUGACCCCAAAAUGAAAACAGUAAGUCAAAACCAAGAAAAGAAAGCCUUUGAUAGUUCACUUGGUGAUAACAGUGAUGGAGAAGAAUCACAUGAAGAAGAGAAGGAGUAUUUUGAUGAUAGCACAGAAGAAAGGUUUUACAAACAGUCUUCCAUGUCUGAGGAUAGUGAUAGUGGAGAUGACUUCUUCAUUGGGAAAGUCAGACGGACACGAAAGAAGGAAAGUAAUUGUCCUCCUUCAGUUUUGGAACAAAAAUCUCCCAAAAAAGUGUUCCCUGAAGAAGAUAUACUUGAAACCCGUGAGAAUAUAAGAAAUGACAGAAACAAGCCAAGUACAGAAGCAAGGAAGUUUGAAUCAGUGUUUUUCCAUUCUUUAUCUGGAUCUAAAAGCUCUAGAAGAAAUUACAGAGAACAGGCUCCAAAAAGCAACACCCCAGGUUUUCAGCAAAAUGACCCUCAACUCAAAAAUCAGUUUAUUAAGAAUGCACCAAGAGGACCAGAAAAUACAAAACAGCAGACACAGCUGCCUCUUCAUCCUUCAUGGGAAGCAAGCAGGAGGCGAAAAGAGCAGCAAUCUAAAAUUGCUGUGUUUCAGGGGAAAAAAAUUACGUUUGAUGAUUAAUUAGUACCUCUUUUUGUGAACUUUUCCAUCUAAAAAAUUGUUUUCCUUCUUUUUGUUUUUUACCAGCCCAUUAUUUAAACUCGUAUUUGGAUAAGUCUUUUUGGAGGAGGUAUAGAAAUCAGUUUGUUGUCUUUAUUUCUCUUUUUUAAGUAUGUUCAAGUUAUGUUUACAUAAAUCUUGCACAAAUCUA
This is a messenger RNA of Myotis brandtii (Brandt's bat), 1539 nucleotides long. RefSeq names its product serum response factor binding protein 1 (gene SRFBP1). The record is from RefSeq and is a predicted model, not a curated record. Gene Ontology annotation, biological process: maturation of SSU-rRNA. The coding region runs from base 63 to 1349 and encodes 428 amino acids. The transcript is spliced from 8 exons. Gene Ontology annotation, cellular component: 90S preribosome; nucleus. NCBI's taxonomy places the organism in Eukaryota, Metazoa, Chordata, Mammalia, Chiroptera, Vespertilionidae.